Thalassophryne amazonica is the source of this 2421-nucleotide messenger RNA. RefSeq names its product STIP1 homology and U-Box containing protein 1 (gene stub1). The transcript has 8 exons. The coding region runs from base 248 to 1102 and encodes 284 amino acids. Gene Ontology annotation, biological process: positive regulation of proteolysis; protein quality control for misfolded or incompletely synthesized proteins; protein polyubiquitination. Gene Ontology annotation, molecular function: protein-folding chaperone binding; ubiquitin protein ligase activity. The record is from RefSeq and is a predicted model, not a curated record. NCBI's taxonomy places the organism in Eukaryota, Metazoa, Chordata, Actinopteri, Batrachoidiformes, Batrachoididae. Gene Ontology annotation, cellular component: cytoplasm; Z disc.
UCCAGUGAAACGUUUGACGUCAGCAAAACAACUGCAUGACAGCUCAAAAUUUUUUUAUUUAUGUAUUUAUUGGUUUGUUUCAUAUUGAGUCAUACAUAUUCCCUUGAAUGUAAGAUUUUCCCUUCAACGGCGAGCCUCGUCUUGGACUUCUGUGAGAUCCAGAAGGGACAUCUUUCAUAUCCGUCAGUUAGCUGAAGAGAAGCCGAACAGGAUAGGGAAGCAGGGCGAGGCGGAGCCGGUGGAGAAGAUGGCCGGUAGCCCGGAGAAGAGUUCCACCGCGCAAGAACUGAAGGAGCAGGGAAACCGGCUGUUCCUCUGCCGCAAGUACCAGGAGGCAGCGACAUUCUACAGCAAAGCUAUUAACCGUAACCCAUCAGUGGCAGUAUACUACACAAACAGGGCCCUGUGCCAUGUGAAGCUGCAGCAACACGACAAGGCUCUGGCUGAUUGUAAGCACGCUUUGGAGCUGGACAGCCAGUCAGUUAAGGCCCACUUCUUUUUGGGUCAGUGCCAUCUGGAGUUGGAAAACUACGAUGAGGCAAUUGGCAACUUGCAGAAAGCUUACAACCUGGCAAAAGAACAGAGACUGAAUUUUGGAGAUGAUAUUCCCAGCGCCUUACGGAUUGCCAAAAAGAAACGUUGGAACAGCAUUGAGGAGAAACGUAUCAAUCAGGAGAACGAGUUACAUGCUUAUUUAACUAAAUUGAUACUUGCAGAAAAGGAAAGAGAACUAGAAGAAUACAAAGAAAAACAGGACGACAAUCAAAAUGGAAGUGAUAGUGCCAAAAUUGCAUCAAAGCAUGACAAGUACCUAAUCGACAUGGAUGAGCUCUUUUCUCAAGUGGAUGAGAAAAGAAAAAAGCGCGAGAUCCCAGAUUACCUGUGUGGGAAGAUCAGCUUUGAGCUGAUGAGGGAGCCCUGCAUCACACCCAGUGGAAUCACUUACGAUCGUAAGGAUAUUGAAGAACACCUACAGCGAGUCGGUCAUUUUGAUCCGGUCACCAGGAGUCCCCUGACCCAGGACCAGCUGAUCCCGAACCUGGCCAUGAAGGAAGUAAUCGAUGCCUUUAUCCAGGAGAACGGUUGGGUGGAGGACUACUGAAAGAGGACCCCCCUUCACCCUCCAUAUUUCUCUGUCAUAACAAUAUUCAACACGAUGCCUGGAAAGGACAUGAACAGAUCAGCAGUCCUCUAGGCCUGUGAACUUUGGACAUGCAGGAAAAACUGCACUGUGGACUACCAACUGGGAGCCAUGAAUCUUGGCCUGUUUCUCCUCGCUACAUUUUGUCUUUGCUGUAAAUCCUCCUGCUCCUCCUGCUCCAGAGUUGGCAGGUGUUAUGCUCAUGGUCUGCUGCUCCCAUUAAGGGUCAUUCAUAUUCUCUCUCUCUCUCUCUCUCUCCUCUAUUAGCUCAUCGUCCUCAUUGUCUACCAGCUUAUUCUGAUGGGGCUUCUCGAGGCUACAGUUGAUUGAAAACAUCAGCAAAGACUUUGGUGACUAAGUUUGCAUUUACGUCAGUAUUUCUUAAUCAUAUUUUCUUUUAACGUUAGCUGAUUUGCACAGUUCUCGGUGUUGUUUGUACUGUAAAAUUACAUUUUUGUUUUCAGCGAGAUGCUAGAUUGUAGGCAGGUAAUGGUAAACCGAUAAGUGGGUAUUUUACUUGUUCUGAGUGAGCUAAUAUUCCUGAACAGAUUAUUCUGCUUCUCUGCUGCCAGGUGGCGCUGCAGCUCCAAAACACACACACACACACACACACCUAUGUCCCAAUGCUGUCAAGUUUUGGAGUUGUUAACCAUUUUCCUCCAACCUUCAUCCCAUCACACACAAUUAGAAUAAAUUGAAUGUAUUCAUAAUGCACUCUGUAAGUUAGUUUUUACACCAACACAAUUUCAAGUAGUGUGUUGAGUGUAUGAAGACAAUAUAUUGUAACAAAAAGCAGCCCUGGCUACAGAAAAAGAAUGGUUGUCUAUAAGAGUUCUUCACGUUGCUGGAUCUAAAUUAAAAAUGUUGAAAUGUGUUGACUUUCAUAGAAUGAGACCACCUCCCCUCUUGGGCAUGAUGUUAAAAUGCUUUGAAGAAUGGUUUAUGCUGUGUGGUGUUCAUAGAAAAUUAACGUGCUUGGACGUUUGUGUAUAUAUGUCUUGUGUCUUUUGCCUGAAAUAACAGUGGAUGCUCCAAAUCAGGCAUAAACUGAAUGCAAAUGUAGGAAAAUGGCUGUAGUGUGUUUUUAACCCCCACCCCAUAUCGUCAUUGCUGUUAAUUUUAUACACCUUUUCUGCACGUGGUUGCAGUUCUGAAAAAAAUGAUUGUAACAGCCAUGUGGAGCCAAUCAUAAAUGUGCAGUUUGGAAAAAAAAACUUGCAGCCUCUUCUGUUAAUAGAAAUGCUGGAAUAGUUGCGAUCUUGUUUUAGUUGUACCUCAGU